Molecule: messenger RNA, 969 nt
Organism: Prorocentrum cordatum
Lineage: Eukaryota; Dinophyceae; Prorocentrales; Prorocentraceae
Source: the annotation of a GenBank genome assembly
CUCGUAUCUGCGCUUGAGCCCCUUGGCGCGUUCCGCGCGCCAGCGGGAGGGGUUCAGCGCAGAUCCAAGAAAUCUUCGCGGAGCUUCACAAGUCUAUGUAUAUGCAGUUGCUUGUUUUUCUAUUCAGGAGUGAAAGGCUCUUUCACACUAUGGGAGACCCCACCACAGGGGUCCGGGGAACCUGGUUUACACUGGCAAGAUGAUGAACGCAGACUCAGUGGAGGGGUUUCGCGAGGCAUUCAAGCGCACGCGUUUCACUUGUGAGGGGGACGAGACCUUGGUCCUCAGGCUGUUCGAGCGUACCCUGAAGCACAAGAAGACGAUGAUGUCGGCGGCGGCCCUGUCAGAGUGGGUACUGUCUGUGCGGUUGGCAACGACUGGGCUGUGGCACAGGACGCUUUGAUGAUUGGCGAUCCUGACUACUGUGCCUGCCUGUGCAUGCUGUUACGCUUGGUGAGCCUCGCAGAGGAUUUCUGGGCCGCCUCCGCUCCAGAAUGGGCUCGCUCACGCAGCACGUCUCAAACACAACGCUCUUGUAUACGAAGACGCCUAAGGCGAAUCACCGCCGCCCCGUGCCUGUUGGAAUCGGCCAUGUGGGCGAUUGGAUUCUGUCGUCACGAGCCGAUAUGAGCGACAUGGAUGUAGACAUGGUUGUUGCAGCCGUGCGGAAUCGUCAGUGUCUGCAGGUCCACUGCGACGGAGGAUAUGUUGGAACAGUCGGCUCUGCAGCUUUCGUGGUCCAUGCGGUGGAGCCGCGCACCGGAAAUAUUACCAGGGCUGGAUACAGAGGUCGUUUCAUGUUGUUUGCUGAGAGUUCUUUCCACGCUGAGUUGACCGCGAUUGACACUGCGAGUUAUUCAAUUUGUAUUAGAGUUGACCUUUGAAACGUUAAGUUAUCUUUCAGAGUAUUUUAUUGUUUCACCAUUGCCCUUGUGCAUCGCGACUUGAUCAGGGCCGCCAGAGCGGAAC